This is a messenger RNA of Dreissena polymorpha, 4227 nucleotides long. Its product is annotated as lysine-specific demethylase 2A-like. NCBI's taxonomy places the organism in Eukaryota, Metazoa, Mollusca, Bivalvia, Myida, Dreissenidae. The coding region runs from base 125 to 3868 and encodes 1247 amino acids. The transcript has 21 exons. Gene Ontology annotation, biological process: regulation of transcription by RNA polymerase II; protein demethylation. Gene Ontology annotation, molecular function: DNA binding; zinc ion binding; protein binding. The record is from RefSeq and is a predicted model, not a curated record.
GUCACGUGACAUCAAGUGCGAUUUGUUUUUGUGUGUACAUGAUACAAAAUAUCUCUCCAAACUAAUGUGAAAUUCUAUUAUUCCCAUUGCAAUUCUCUGAUCUCCGAUUUAAAUCAUUUAAAAAAUGAAUGACACAAAAGACGGCGGUCGAAAAUUGCGGGUGAAAGAGCGCAAAACAUACACCGAUCAGGAAAUUGACGAUGAUGAAAUUGAAGGCAAGAGGUCGUACAAGAUUGAAGACAAAGUCAGCGAUGACCGACACAAUAAAGAAUAUGUUCAAUAUCUAAGAGGAGAAGAGUUCAACUUGCGUUACAUGCAAGAAAAUGGCUUGAAGUUCCCAAUCUUGUUCGAAGAAAAAGCUGGACUCGGCUUAAGGGUUCCAAGUCUGAACUUUAAAGUCAGUGAUGUAAAAGCAUGUGUGGGUUCCCGUCGUAUGUUGGAUGUGAUGGACGUAAACACACAGAAGGGUCUCGAGAUGACAAUGAAGGAUUGGGUCAAGUACUACGAGAGCCUCGACAGAGACCGUCUGCUUAACGUCAUCAGUCUUGAGUUCAGCCACACAAAACUCGAGAACUAUGUCGAGUCACCAAACCUGGUACGUGAGGUGGACUGGGUUGACACAGCCUGGCCCCAACACCUCAAGGACUGCCAGACAGAGUCCACCAACGCCAUCGACAAGAUGAAGUACCCCAAGGUCCAGAAGUACUGCCUCAUGAGUGUGGGAGGCUGCUACACGGACUUCCACAUUGAUUUUGGGGGCACAUCAGUCUGGUACCAUAUCCUACAUGGAGAAAAGAUAUUUUGGUUGAUUCCACCAACUGAUCGGAAUCUGACAAAGUAUGAGAACUGGGUGUUGUCAGGGAAACAGGGGGACAUGUUCCUAGCAGACGAGAUAGACGAGUGCCAGAAAGUGCAUCUACGGGCCGGCAACACCUUCAUCAUUCCUUCAGGCUGGAUUCAUGCAGUAUACACUCCCAUGGACUCACUGGUGUUCGGUGGUAACUUCCUGCAUAGCUAUAACAUGGUCAACCAAGUGAGAGCCAGCCUUAUAGAAGACAAGACCCAUGUGCCCAUGAAGUUUCGAUACCCGUUCUUUGCGGAGAUCCACUGGUAUGUGCUGGAGAGAUACGUCCAUUCUCUGACAGGCAUCACAUACCUGGAAAAACCAAAACUGAAUGAGGAAAUGGAACUUAUAUGCAACAAGUCUGAGAAAGAAACAAGUCUUGAAGACAUAGAGGAGAAGUUGAACAAGCGCCUGUCCGUCUCGCUGACACGGAUUGAUGAAAGUUCUCCAGGCCGGCGUAAAUCAUCCAGCGAUGAAGACAGCAUGGCGUCUGGGCCUACUAGAUCACCGGAUCAAACUGGCAAACGCCCAUAUAGUCGUCAUUCAUCGUCUGAAAGCUCAAACUCGAAUGAUGCAAAGUUCUCAGAAGAGAAAAUAAAGGGCCCCUACAAGAGUCCAGUGAAGAUGUCUAAGAAGCACGUACACCUGACCAAGUUUGAGCUAGAAGGUCUCACAGAGGCCGUGGCCUGGGUAGAGAGUAUGCCACCAACCAAGAAGGGUGUGCCCAAGGACCUCAUGGAUCCACAUACUGUACUGUCCGAAAUCAAGCGGCUGAUCCAGGAGCAUUGUAAGGACAACCCAGAGUUGGCGGUCACUGGAGAACCAGUGCUGGAGUGGACCAAGGCAACUAAGAAACUUAUCAAGCUGAAACAAAAAGCCAAAACAGCCAAGCUCCUUGGAUCGAUGGGUGGUAGCCAGAAGGCUAAGGGAGCAGGAAAGGUGGCUUCCGGUAGCAGACGACGGAGGGUUCGCUGCAAGCAGUGUGAGCCAUGUACACGGGAUGACUGCAUGGAGUGUAACUUCUGUAAAGACAUGAGAAAGUAUGGUGGCCCAGGCACAGCCAAACAGUCUUGUAUCAGUCGCCAGUGUCUAAGGCCUGUGUUGCCAAAGAGUGCAGUGUGCCAGCUGUGCAACCAGGUGGUGUGUAGACUGGAGAGGCCCAUGAAGGCGGACGGCUCUGUCAGUGACGAGGAGGACUAUCUGUCAGCCAUGAUGGAGUGUGGCCUCUGCUGGGAGAUAGUUCACCCUCUGUGUCUGAGCAGGAAGUUUGAAAACUUGAAUAACGACGGAAUUAUCAAUGAGGACCUGCCCAACAGCUGGAAAUGUGCCAAGUGCUGCUAUAAUGGCAAGGAGGGACAACUCAAGACACGUGUGUUCAAAGGUGGUUGGCGACCCAACCCAACGUGCACCCCACCACCCCUCUCUGAGUCCCCACCCCCCCUGUCAGACGACAGCCAGCUUAGCCCAGUCAAUGCUGACCUCAUUGAUGACAUAAUCACAGAGGGCAAAAGGGUCACUGUCAACCAGGCCAUUGAGAUGGAUGAAAAGGAGAAGAUGAUGAAGGUAAAAGAGGGAGAGGAGCAGAUGGAGAAUACAGUCCCAGAAAUAAGGGACUUGAAGCCUGAGUUGCCAGUGAAGUCAGAGCCUGCAGACAGCCGUGUGAAGAUGCCAGUGAAGUCAGAGCCUGCCGACAGCCGUGUGAAGAGGAAACAUUCCCCAGACCCCCACAGCAAGGCCAAGAAGAAACGUGACAACUCGCCUGCGCAAACCAAGGCAAACAAAACUCCGCGCCAGUCCUCAAAAUCUUCAAUGUCUGCCAAACCCCUUGCCUCAAAUUCCAUGAAGGAGUCCUCUGGCUCUUUAAAGCGCUCCAAGCGCGAGGUGGCCACUGUUCCAUUUUCCUAUGAUUUUGACGAUGACGACAAACAAAUGAUGGACAUUUCUUCACCUUUACCAGAGAAAACCAAGGGAAAAUUCAAAGGGAAGAAAUCCCUCUAUGUUAAAGAUGCUAAUCGCACGGUCUAUGGAACACCUCUAGCAAAAGUAAACAAAUCUGGAGACUCUUUUUCCAGCAGUAUGCGUAAAAAUGCUGAAAAAGUUGACCAAGAGCAGUUAAGACAAACUUUGCUUGAGCAUAUUGAAAAAAGAAAUUUACCGAAGGUUCUGCCAAGGUUUGCCGCACGCCCUGCACCCGUUACACCACCAGACGAAUAUUUCUGUCAGGCCUCUGGUUCAAGGCAUCCCCUGCCUUGUAAGUUAUGGACCUAUAUCUUUUCAUACUUACAGCAAAGAGAUCUUUCAAACUGCCUUUUGGUCUGUCGAACAUGGAACUGCUGGUGUAUAAGUCCAGAACUUUGGCAAAAGAUCGAUCUCAGUCGCAGAAGAAUUGUGCAGGCUCAUCUGAUUGCGUUAGUCCGCAGGCAACCUGUGGGUCUGAACCUAAACGCUGUGACAAUGACCCAGAAACAGAUCUGGUGGUUACUGGAGAGACUGCCCCACUUGAGAACCCUGCUGCUGUCCAAAUGCAGUUGGGUGACCCUGAGUGGACUGUGCAUGUCCUCCUGCCCAUUACUUCACACUUUGGACAUCAGCUGGGCAACAGGCCUCAAUGAUAAAUGCUUUGAAGAUUUGAUUACGCCCCCUGUCGACAGGAAACCAGCAGUAUUGAACAUCAGUCGUCUUCACAAGUUAAAGUCAUUGAAUGUUUCUGGGUCUGAAAUCUCUGACGCUUCACUGAGUUUGUUGACCAACCAUGUUGUGAAUUUGGAACAUUUGAACAUCAGCUACUGCACCAAGAUCACAGAUAGAGGUAUUGAAGCUCUCGUUGGCAAUGACUCUUCUUAUCGAAACACAUUAACAAAUCUUAACAUUUCUGGUUGUCGCCAAUUGUCAGAUGCUGCUAUUGAUGCGAUUGGCGGUCUCACAAACUUGCAGGUUCUCUCUACAUUACACUGCAUCAGGAUUUCUCAUGAGAAGUGUUCCAGAUUUAAUCAUAUUCGGUAUUUGAAGGAAUUUAACUUUUGAGACAAUUGAAAAAGUGAAAAGCCUUUGUAGAUAAAAUGUUCCGUGAAGCUGUUUUCUAGUUAAGUUCCUUCUUAAAUAUUUUUUCUGAAAUGUUAUUGACUGUGUCAUGUGAAGUGACAAUAACCUUACUCGUUUUUUGCUCAACAGUUUUUAGUUCAGAUUAGCAAAUUUGCACAAUAAAUGGGUUCUUGAACCUGAAAUAAUUAUAGAUGUCGGCAUGUUUUAGUACUGUUAUGUAUUUCCAUAUUCAUAUUAUAUAUUGUUAUCUGGUUUAAUUCAUGAAGAACGAUAAUGAUUGUUUAAUUUUGUUUAAUAUCUUGCACAUGUUUGUUCUGAACAAUCAACUAUUCUGGUGUAAA